Messenger RNA from Opisthocomus hoazin, 601 nucleotides. The record is from RefSeq and is a predicted model, not a curated record. NCBI's taxonomy places the organism in Eukaryota, Metazoa, Chordata, Aves, Opisthocomiformes, Opisthocomidae.
CUCGCCCCUGCCCGCCGGUAAGACGCCUCCCAAGGGGCCCCCUUCAGUGGUAGAGGGGCCUGAAGACCAUCUCUCCCCCAUCAGCCUGCCGCCUCCCUAUGCUGUGCACAGUGACUCUAAUAUGCCAGAGGAUUAUCCAGAUCAGUUUGAUGAGGUAGUGGACUUUAUUCAAGCUACCAUUAAAAGACUGAGGAGGUCACCGGAUAAACAGACCCCAGUUUUUUCUAGGCGGGAGAGAAACCGGCAAAACGCAGCCACGAACGUAGAGAAUUCCAAUAAAAAGGGAAGGAGGAAUCAAAAGAGCAAAAAUCGAGGAUGUGUCUUAACAGAAAUACAUUUAAACGUGACUGACUUGGAUCUGGGAUACGAAACCAAAGAAGAGCUAAUUUUCCGGUAUUGCAGUGGAUCUUGCGAUGCAGCUGAGACCACGUAUGACAAAAUUUUAAAAAACUUAACCAGAAAGAAAAAACUAGUCACUGACAAAGUGAGGCAAGCUUGUUGCAGACCCACAGCAUUUGAUGAUGACCUGUCCUUUCUGGAUGAUAACCUGGUUUACCACAUACUGAAAAAACAUUCCGCAAAAAGGUGUGGAUGCGUCUGA